Messenger RNA from Ostrinia furnacalis (Asian corn borer), 706 nucleotides. RefSeq names its product protein lethal(2)essential for life. The record is from RefSeq and is a predicted model, not a curated record. The transcript has a single exon. The coding region runs from base 101 to 664 and encodes 187 amino acids. Lineage: Eukaryota; Metazoa; Arthropoda; Insecta; Lepidoptera; Crambidae. Gene Ontology annotation, cellular component: cytoplasm; nucleus. Gene Ontology annotation, biological process: response to heat; protein refolding.
CUGCAGUCAUUUUGAUCAACUGCGAGUUCCAAGCGACUUGUGUGCAAGUUGUGCAACAACAAAGUAAACCUACAAGCGAAUUUCAUUCAACAACAUUACAAUGGCCCUUCUACCGUAUUUGUUGGACGAUUUUAGACCUCGUCGAGUUCGAGACCAACUCUUCGGGCUGGAUUUGGCAGAUGAUUUGCUGACCGAUGUCUUCGACCGGCCGCGUAUUCAACUGCGGCACUACAUUCGCCCCUGGAGAAAUUUGGCGGCAAUGUCACGGGACGUCGGGUCUACCAUCAAAAGUGAUAAGGACAAGUUCCAAGUGAAUAUCGACGUGCAGCAUUUCGACCCUGAGGAGAUAUCAGUGAAGACGUCCGAUGGUUUCAUAGUCAUCGAGGGGAACCACGAAGAAAGGAAGGAUGAGCACGGCUAUAUUUCCAGAAGUUUCAAGCGCAGAUAUGCUCUGCCAGAAGGCUGUAAUCCUGAGACCGUGGAAUCAAGGUUGUCUUCAGACGGCGUCCUGACUGUCGUGGCUCCGAAAUCUUGUAAGGAAAAAGAUGAAAGAGCUGUACCCAUCACGCAUACCGGGCCCGUAAGAAGGAAACCACAAGAAGAUGAACAGAACGGCGAUGUUGAAGAAGUAGUCAAGUCUCCAAUGAAGAAACGUAGGCGAUAAAUUAAUGAUUCUAUUCCAUAGAUUAAGUUACUAGAUUCUAGU